AGGAUUUCACCCCAGUUCAAUACAAGACUCCACCACCUCCUGAACCAGAAAAAAGUUUUCCUCCUUAUACUGGAUUUGGUUCCGAAGAGGAUUCUCUGUGCUCCUGUAUGGGUCUGCUUCCCAAGCCUCCCCAGAAAGAUUUUAAUAAAUUCAUGGAAAAAGACAGAUAUGGCAUGGAUAGUAACAUCCUGCGCUUUGGGGCAAAGCUCAUCACAGAUGAUCCUAUCGACAAGGGUCGGAAAUUCAUUAUUUCCUACUUCCUGAGUGAUGACACCAUUUCAAUUUUUGAACAUACACUGCGAAACGCAGGGAUACGUGGUGGGAAGUUCUUGGAAAGAGGUCGCAUUAAGAAGCCUGGGCAGGAACUAUUUAAGAGUGAGCCAUCUGAAUAUUACGAGGCUCAGAAUCUGUUUGUGGGAGCCAGAGUUUGUUUCCAUGGUCACAACUUUCUUCUGGUGGAUGCUGAUGAGUAUGCGCUCAACUACAUGGAGAAGCAUGCAAAUGAGUUCCCUAUGGCUGAUACUGGUGUCAUCCUCAAGAAACUGAAGGACUUGACUGAACCUCGUUCCGAAGAGAUUAGAAAGACAUUUGCUGCUUCUGACCCUGAGCAUACCAAUGUGAUUGAGUAUGACACUUUCAGAAAUUUGAUAGUCAGUAUGACUGAUGGAGCAUUAUCAGAACACGAAAUUAUGACUCUUGGACGCUACUACGGUAUGAGAGAAGAAAAACAAAUAGACCUCCAGGUCCUCCUUGCAGUGGCUCAAGAAAAACUAAAGAAAAGUAGCUUUGAAAAUUUUGGGCAACUGACUGCAGUGCUUAUUUACAACGACAGUGAAAAGUGUGGAUUGCUGCCCCAUGGGACAUGCAGGACUGUUUGCAAGUCCUUUAAGUUGCCACUGUCUGAUGAUGAUCUACAAACUUUACUGACCAGAUUUGAAGAUGACCAUAAGCAAGUGGACUAUAAAAGGUUUGUAAAUGGACUGAACUGGAGAGAGAAUCCUAUCCGUGCUUCCCAGAAGACAGAGGAUCCUCUCAAGAGAGAGGAUAACUGGAGCCAACGACCACCAUCCCCUCCUAUGAAAGGGAUCACAUACUUACCUCUGCUGGAUGAUCUGUUUGGCAAGGAAGAAUAA
Acanthisitta chloris (rifleman) is the source of this 1133-nucleotide messenger RNA. RefSeq names its product EF-hand domain-containing family member C2-like. The annotation marks the transcript as partial. Gene Ontology annotation, cellular component: microtubule. The record is from RefSeq and is a predicted model, not a curated record. Gene Ontology annotation, biological process: regulation of neuron projection development. Lineage: Eukaryota; Metazoa; Chordata; Aves; Passeriformes; Acanthisittidae. The transcript has 8 exons.